UGAGCUGACCGAAGACAAAUGCAGCAUUGGUUCCCUGGAACUCGAGUUCAAGAUUUGUUCGGCAAUUAUCCAACUGCUGCGGAGCUCACCCCGCUAUCUCCCUUGACUGGCCAAUCAGAUAAGAUGAAAUCAGGAAGUUGUCUGAUGCAAGCCCGCCCUCCACCUCCAUUCGCCCGGCAGCAACGUUCAACAUUCAGACAUCGGCGUUCCCUACGCUACCAAGAAUCACGGUCACCUCACUGCAGCCUCUCCCAGCUCCCUGGGCAGGUCACUCCCAGCAACAGCCUUUGUCUCCGACCCAGCAGUCUGUUACGUACCCUUAUAAGAUACAAGGAAGAUGUGUGUAAUGAGGAAGACAUCAGUGGUACUGGUGGUGUUGAUGUUAUCUGUCAUCAACGAUGCUGAACAAGCCCGAAGAACAAGCCUAGUGUCCCCGUGCUCCAUCAGCCCGCUCGGCCUAACCUGCAACUACAGCAAUAAAGUUCAAGAGAAGGAGGUGAACCUGGAUGACUGGGGAAGUGGAGUUGAGACUGUGUUCUUCCAUAACGCACAGCAACUCACGCUGAAGGGAGCCGCCUGCAAGAAUCUCCGGCUCUACAAUAGCACCGUCAACUUCAUUAAUCACCAGAACGACUGCCCUCCCAGGAACGUCCUGCUUCAAUACUCUGACGUCAAUAGGAUUCCUGGGAGAAUCUUGGAACUUAGCAUUUUCCAUUCUAAGUUACAACAAUUGGACGCUCUCCGUGAUCUAAAUUACGCUUUCAUAACCAACACCAAAAUUGACGUGGCUGCCAUGGAGUUCGUCGGUGACGCAUAUAUCACAAUCGUCGACUCUGAAAUAGCGUCGAUGAAGAGUGUGGUGGUCGGGGCCGAGGCCUCCGUCACCCUCUCUGGUAGCAAUAUUGCCAUCCACGAUCAAGAAAAAAUAGAAGUUGAGGCUCAGGGAGAGUUGACGCUGGAAAGAACUAUUCUAAUUACUGACAACCCACAAGCUAUCACUGUACUGCCAGGUGGAAAGCUCAUCGUAAUAUCACCUCCGAGCAAGCUAAAUUUAUUUGAUUUUAGCAAGAUUGAAAAGCCAUUGAAUGAUAGACCAGCUCAAACGAAUCCAAAACAGGAUAUCAUUCGUAAUAAAGCUGACUUGCUUAGUUUAUUUACGGAUCCUGCACCAUCCUUUGCUCCAGUAUCUAUUAAAUGUACCAUUUGUGUGUUAAUACUUUGCUGUAUCACUACUGUGGGGGCCUUACUGUGACUACCUUCACGUGGUGCCCCUGUUGCUACAGAAGUCACAGAUUUCACCGUCAUUGAAUUUAGAUCUGAAAAAUUGCGACUGCGACCUUCAUCUCGUUCUCAACUGUUAAAAUUAAUUGGCGUAUAAGUAGAGAAAAAAAUAUUUUGACAAAAAAAGAUAAACAAAAUAAAUUAUAUUAAAUAAAAGACAAAUUUAAGAUCGGGGUAACCGUUUCGUUAAAUUAAUAAAUGUGUAUACCCCGAAUUUCACUCUAAAUAUAAACACAGUUGUUCAUUCAGUUCAUAUGAAAAACAAAUUCACGUUUCUCUUUUGAAUCAGUGUGUUGUGAAGGCAAGGAGAGGCUUGCGAUAGCCUCGCCAGUUGGCAUUAAGAUUAACUACCACUGGCGAGGCAUUCCCUUCUCUUCCAGAUUAUCUUGAGCGCAGAAUGAUGCCAACGAAGGUUGUAUCCUGGUGACUGUGUCGUGUCUCUGCAGCAGAUGAUGAACUGGCGAUUUUAUAGCAGAAAUUUUCACUCGAGAGGUCAGUGUCGUGUUAUUCACGGGAGGUCAAGGGACUUCUUUCACACUCACAACUGGCCACAAACAGUGGAAGUGGACGUUUUCCCUGGCACAGUAGAUAUAUAUCUGUAAGCAUGGUAGACAUAUCUUUGGGUACAGUAAGCGGAUAUUUAAGGAAAGUAUACAUAGAUAUAGGUACAAUAAUCAUACAUUUAAACAGAGUAGGCCUACCUUGAGAUGCUAAGCUUUUAUUUAAACAGUAUACUUAUCUUUAGACACGGUAAGCUUAUUUUUAGACACUAAGCUUAUUUUUAGACACGAUAUGCAUAUCUUUAGAUAUGAUAAGCUUAGCUUUAAAUACUUAUCCCGUAUUUAGUUACAGAAAGCCUAUCUUUAGGUACAAUAAACUUACCUUUAGGCACAGUGUCACGAUCUCCACCACUAAACAUAUCAUCUAUUCUUCUCAAUAUGUCACAAAUGAAUGUUAAAACAAUGAAAUAAUUUUCCAUCUUGAUGAAUGAUAAUAGAGGAAGAAUGUUAUGAUAACACGAGACGUGUGGGUGUGAUUAUCUCUUGUAAUAUUCCUUGGAGACUUUGUUUUUUCCCAUUGAGGCUUGUUGCUCUAGAUAUGACCCGGAUAUGACAUCAUGUCUUCCUAAAGAUCACACAACACCAUUUAUUGUCACAUAUUAUUCUUGGAAAUUAAAUCAAUAAUAUUAAUAUUUAUUUUGUAUUACACAAACAGUCUCUCUGGGCAUUUUGCCUGUUGUUAUUAUUAUUAUUAUAGUUAUUGAUUUCCAGCUUCCUUGUGUUUUAUAAUUAUUUUAUUUAAGUUUGAGGUAUGUUAGCCUCUUCUAACUUGGUCCUGGUGAGUUAGCCUCUACGACUUCCUCUAAGUUGAUGCUGGUAAGUUAGCUUUUACUGCCUCGUCUAACUUGGUUCUGGUGAGUUAGCCUCUACUAUCUCCUCUGACUUAGUCCUAGUGAGUUAGUCUCUGCUUCCUACUCUAGUUUGAUCCAGGUAUGUUAGCGUCUAACUUGGUCCAUCUGAGUUAGCAUUUAACUUGACCCAUGUGUUUGGUCUUAGCUUGGCCCAUGUGAGUUAGCCUUUAAUUUGGCCCAAGUGAGUUUGCCACUAACUUGGUCCAUGUGAAUUAACCUUUCUAUUGGCCCAUGUAAAUUAAUCUCUCUAUUGGCCCAGGUGAAUUAGCUUUUAACUUGGCCCAAGUGAGUUAGCCUCUAACUUGGCCCAGUUGAGGUAGCCUCAAACUUGGCCCCAUGUGACUUAACCUUUAACUUGGCCCAGGUGAGUAAGCGUCUAACUUCGCUCAUGUGAAUUAGUUGCUAACUUGGCCCAUGUAAAUAAGCCUCUAACUUGACCUGUGUGAAUUAGCCUCUAAUUUGGCUUAUGUGAGUCAGCCUCUAACUUGGUGUUAUGUCCGAGGAUGUAGCCUUGUCAUAAUUAUAUUCUAAAUAUAUUUUCAGUUACAAGCCCAGGCCUAUUUUCAAUGUCAAAUUACAUACAAGGGUCUGCCUUACUUUCAUUUGUGCAGUAUAUUAAUUUAUUUGAUGUUUCUUUAGGCAUGUUUCAGUUAGUGUACAUAGGCUAGUUAUGGGAAUUUGUAUUGGAGCAUAGAAAUACAAUGAUCUGCAAGCAUAACGAGUCACAGUUGAAUUGCUGCAUAAUUUGGAUGUUACUUUUGUAGUAGUCAAGUAUUAUGUUCUUCAAGUAAUGAAUAUUUUGAUUUGCAUAUUUUGGUAAUGGCAUUCCGUGUAUUUUGCAUAUUAAUUAUUAUUGACUCUUGCGCAACCAACAGACCCAUUUAAUAUAUUUAGAAUAAUAAAUAUUUGCUGUAGCUCAGACUCUUAAAGGGUAAAUAAUGGGUAUUGUUUCAGCCAGUCGGCAGUCAGCUGACGCAGCUCUGUCACGUUUAAUAAACCUCCCAGAUUAAUGUGUGUAGUUCAGGCAGUCUGUAUUAGUAUUUCAGGUACCAAAGUGCGUAUAGAAGUGGAUAUGAAUUUAAUCAAGUCAGAAUAAUACUUGUGUAUUAUUCACUUCUUUGUGAUAUACAUUUUAAAUGUAUAAGUGAUAGGAGAAAAGGUUUUAUAAGUCAAUCUGUCAGGCCAUCAGACAGUUUGGGGGGAUAUUGAUCUAGCCGGCUCUGGCCUGAUAUUUUUUAGUGAAGUUGUCGAUUUUGCUUGUUAGGCAGUGUUUAAUAUGCCAGGCAGUGACGCCUGUUUAUAGUGAACAGGUCAUGAUAAGAGAAGUUAUUAAUCCUGGCUUGUAAGUAGUUUAGUGAAAUAGUUCAGGGAGUUUGUAUUUAAAGGGAGGCUGGUUGCCAGAGAGUAUUCACCUGUAAAUUGUGUUAGUAAUAAUCAGUGCUGGAUAUUGAAUUCAUUAAAUCAUUCAUAUUUA
Molecule: messenger RNA, 4166 nt
Organism: Procambarus clarkii (red swamp crayfish)
Lineage: Eukaryota; Metazoa; Arthropoda; Malacostraca; Decapoda; Cambaridae
Source: RefSeq, a predicted model, not a curated record